Closterium sp. Naga37s-1 is the source of this 4942-nucleotide messenger RNA. NCBI's taxonomy places the organism in Eukaryota, Viridiplantae, Streptophyta, Zygnematophyceae, Desmidiales, Closteriaceae. The record is from the annotation of a GenBank genome assembly.
AUCACAGGGAGUGGUAUUGGCAACAGAUGCGGACAGGGAGGGAGAGGCGAUUGCGUGGCAUGUAUACCAACUGCUGAAGGGGGCUGCAGCGGCAAGGAGGAGAGCAGAGGUGCAGCAGAGGGAGAAGGAGCAGCGGAGAGAGCGGAUGGUGCAACAGGCUGUUCUUAUAGAGCAGCAAUUGGCAGCAGAGGCACAGGAGGCAGCAGAGGAGGGAGGAGGAGCGGCUCUACAAGGUGCGGAGGGGUGGGAGGAAGAAUCCGAUAUCUUCUCCAGUGGAGCUGCUGCUGCAGAGUCGAGCCUCCCGAGUCCCGAAGCAGAAGGGUCGGAGGGCCUAGGAGGGCCGCCUAUUGACGCUGGUGGUGGUGGUGGUCCGGCCGCCGGAUCCAACGGCUGCGAUCUCACCAUCCACCGAGCCACCUUCCACGAGAUUACCCCAUCUGCUGUCCUCUCAGCCCUCUCCCACCCCCGCCUGCUCUCCCAACCCCUAGUCGACGCAUACUUCGCCCGCAGGGUGCUAGAUUUUCUCAUGGGCUUUAACCUGUCGCCUGUGCUCUGGAGGAAGCUUCCUGGGUGCAAAUCCGCAGGGCGUGUUCAGUCGGUGGCGUUGCGGUUCGUGUGCGAGAGAGAGGGCGAGGUGGCAGGGUUUAACGCGCAGGAGUACUGGACUGUUAGUGCCAUGGUGCAAGCAUGUCGCACCACCAAGGGUGCAGUGCUUGGAAGCUCGAAAGGGCUUCCAGAAAGGAAGCUGGCAGGGAGAGGCAGAGACGGAGGAGGAGAAGGAGGAGGAAGAGGGGAAGGAGCAGGAGCAGGAGAGGGGAGCGAUGCACCUCUGUCCUUCCCAGCUAGACUCACUCAUCUUUUCGGGGAGCCUGUAGGAGCAGGAGCAGGAGCAGGAGGAGGAGGAGCAGGAGCAGGAGCGAGACGAGCAAAAGAGGGGAAAGAAGCGAAAGAAGUGAAAGAAGCGAAACAAGGGAAAGAAGGAGAAGGAAAAGAAGCAGAAGCUGCAGAGGUUGAGGGUGGGAUAAGGGACGGAGAGAGAGCACUGGCAGCAGCAAUGCUGGUGGAGGGCAGUGAGCUGCAGGUGCAAGGCGUGCACCGCUCGCAGACCAGAAGGUCCCCUUCUCCCCCUUUCACUACUUCCUCCAUGCAGCAGGAAGCCUCGUCCAAGCUGGGGUUCAGCCCCAGCAGAACCAUGUCGGUAGCCCAGCGGCUAUACGAGGGAGUGGCACUGGGCCCCGAAGCCUCUCGGGUGCUGCAAGGGAAGGGCGCGGGCGCCACUAAAGGGGCGGGGCGGAAGGGGUCUGGCGGAGGAGGGGUGGUGACUGGGCUGAUCACUUACAUGCGAACAGACAGCGUUCAGGUUUCCCAAACGGCGGUGGCGUCUCUGCGCUCCCUUCUGCAGCAGAAAUACGGCAGCAAACUCGUCUCUCCGUCGCCCCGCGUGUUUGCCUCCAAGGCGAGGAACGCCCAGGAGGCACAUGAAGCAAUCAGACCGACUCAUCCACACCUGCUGCCAGCUCUGGUCAAGCCCGACCUGUCGGAGGAGCAAUGGAAGCUCUACGCUCUCGUCUGGGCCCGAUUCGCAGCCUCUCAGAUGGCAAACGCGGUCUACGACAGGGUGGCAGUGGACAUUGCAGCGUAUCCCCUCGAUCCCUCUCUGCUCUCCGCCUUCCCCUCACAAAUCCCUUCUGAUUCUGGAGCUUCCGCUCUCGACCCAGCUGCUCCUUCCGCCUCUCCUCCCGCUCUUCUACGAGCCAACGCCUUUGCAAUCGCCUGGCCGGGCUUUCUCGCCGCAUACAGUGAUUCGAGGACGCUGGGCUACCUGUCCGACCUAUCCGAAGGGAUAACCACGGAACCGCCACCUGGCGAUGCCAUGUCAGCAGAGGCUGACAGCACAGCUGCCACGUCAGACGUGUUCCAAGAGAUAAUGGCCCUUCAGCCUGGCGACAGGCUAUUGGUCGAAUCCGUGGAUCCUAGUCAGCACUUCACGCGGCCCCCUCCGAGAUACACCGAAGCAGCUCUGAUAAAGAAAAUGGAGGCGGAGGGAAUCGGCCGACCAUCCACCUAUGCUCCCACGCUCAAGACGCUGCUUGAACGCAAGUAUGUGGAGCUGGAUUCGCGCAGAUUACACCCUACAAUAAGGGGACGGCUGGCCAACGCGUUUCUCCUCCACUUCAUGGAACCAUACGUGAAUGCGGGAUUCACUGCCCAGCUCGAAUCCAAGUUUGACGACGUGGCAGCAGGGGAGGAGGACUGGCGGCAGGUUCUCAGAAGCUUCUGGACCGACUUCCAACCGAGAGUGGAGGAAAUGCACAAGCUGUCUCCGCAAGCGGUGGGGUCGGCAGUGCAGGUGACCCUGGGUGAUGGGCUGCUGGUGGAAGCAGCAGAGACGUACUCUGAAGUACUGGCCAAAGCCCGCGCUCCUCCUCUUUCCCCCUCCUCCUCCUCCUCUGCCUCCUCUGCCUCCUUAGUCUCCCCUUCGUCAGAGCCAUCAGCCCUUGCUGAAACGCAUGUAUCGUCACCAUCAUCACCAGCAUCGUCGUUGUCAACAGCCUCGCACUCCAAGACAUGCCCAAGCUGUGGCAGCGGAGAGCUGGAAUACAACUUCUCAAGCCGAGGAGUGGGUCUCUUUGUGGGCUGCUCCGCCUAUCCCACAUGCCACUUUAAAGCCCGAGUGGUGGAGCAGGAGGGGAAGGCGGGUACCCUAGCUGUGGCAAUCGACCCAGUGGCACACAUUAUAGGGGAGGACCCAAGCACAGGGGCUAAGAUCUGGCUUAAAGUGGGUCCCUAUGGUGCGUACGUCGAGCGAUCGUCGUACGGCAAAGUCUCCAAAGUCAACCGAGCGUCCCUGCCGCCGGGCACGCAUCCCGACUCGGUUGACCUUCCCAAGGCCCUUGAGCUUCUCGCAUUUCCUCGGACCAUCGGGCCACACCCAGAGGGGGGAACCGUGCUUCUCUGCAACGGUCCCUUUGGCUUUUACGUGGAGCAUGAUUACCCCGGAAUCGGGCUCAUCAGAGCAUCUCUGGGCACGAACGUGAGUAUAGACGAUGUGACUCUAGAGAGCGCCAUCGAGCGCUUACAGGUGAAGCAGGCACGGGCAGAGAGGGCCGCUGCAAAGAAGGCUGCCAAGGCUGCAAAGACGGGCAAGGGGAGCAAGGCGGGCUCAGCAGAAACAAGCACAGAGGCUGGGAAAGGGGGAGAGAAAGAGGCGACCAAAGAGGCGAGAAAAAGAGCAAGCAAAGAGGCGGGUAAAAAGGCGAGCAAGAAUGCAGGGAAGGACAAGAAGGGAGAGCUGUUGCAGCAGGAGGAGGUGAAAGGAGACGGGAUGGGAGCUGGUGGCGCAGGGACAGGAGGGAAGGCAGUGAGUGUGAAAAAGGGCAAGGAGGCGGAGGAGAGGGAGGGGAGGGGGGGAACGGCUCAAGAGUUUACACGUGAGGAGCAGCAGGAACGGAGAGGAAGCAAGGGAGGAGCAGAGGUUGCACGGCGGAACCGACUUCCUAGAAGGCCGUCGGAACAGCUGAAGGAGAUCAUUGGGAAGGAGCACGAGCAACUGAGCAUAUUCGAAGCAGCACGGCUAGUGUGGGACUAUGUGAAAGCCAAUAAUCUCAAGACCGGAAAAAACACAGCAGCGUUUGACGAGAGGCUAAGGGAGCUCUUUGGAGUUGACGAGGCGCAUUCCACCAAAGUGCCAGGGCUGCUGCUGCCGCACAUGCAGGAAGUUGCUGAAGCGGGGAAGGAAGCUUCUGAAGUGGGGAGGGAAGCUUCUCUAGUGAGGAAGGAAGCUUCUGAAGUGGAAAAGGAAGUUGCUCAGGCUGAAGAGGGAUCUGGAAAGGAGGGAGAAUCGGCCAGGGAAGGAGGGAAGGAGCGUGGUCAAGAAACAAGCAAGCUGAAAGGGCCUAGAAAGCAAGAAAGCAAGGCAGUUGGGAGGAGCAAGGUGACAACAGAUGUGGAGGCUGGAGAAGAGGCUGGAAAGGAGGGAAAAGCGGCCAGGGAAAGAGGGGAGGAGGACCAGGAGCGAGGGGAUACUGAGGAGGGGGAGAGGGGGAAGGGGGAGACAGCUCAAGAGGUCAAGCUUCGGCCGGAGCAGCAGCGCAUGAAAGUUCUGGCAAGCCUUGGAGGAGCAGAGAUUGCACGGAGGAACCGGCUUCCCAGAAGGCCAUCGGAACAGCUGAAGGAGAUCAUUGGGAAGGAGCACGAGCAGCUGAGCAUAUUCGAAGCAACACGGCUAGUGUGGGACUAUGUGAAAGCACACAACCUCAAGACGGGAAGCCGCACAGCAGCCUUUGACGACAAGCUGAGGGCCCUCUUUGGGGUUGACUCGGCGCAUUCCACUAAAGUGCCGGGGCUGCUGCUGCCGCACAUGAAGGAAGUUGAGAGCUCUGACGGUGCUCUGAUUGCUGAAAGCUCUGAUGGGGCUCCCUUUGGGGUUGACGGGGCACAUUCCACGAAAGUGCCGGGGCUGCUGCUACCACACAUGCAGGAAGUUGCUGAAGCGGGGAGGAAAGUUUCUCAAGUGGUGAAGGAAGCUUCUGAAGUGGGGAGGGAAGCUGCUCACGUGGGGAAGAAAGCUUCCAAAGUGGGAAAGGAAGCUUCUGAAGCGGGGAAGGAAGCUGCUCAAGUGGUGAAGGAAGCUUCUCAAGUAGGGAAGGAAGCUUCUCAAGUGGAAAAGGAAGCUUCUAAACUGGGCAAGGAAGCUGCUAAAGUAGGGAAACAGAGCAAUUAUGUCAGAGCAAGCAAGGGAGGAUCGGAGCUUAUUCGUCUGAAGCAGCUUCCCAGAAGGCCGUCUGAGCAACUGAAGGAGAUCAUUGGGAAGGAGCACGAGCAGCUGAGCAUCCUCGAAGCAACGACCCUUGUGUGGAACUACAUUAAAGCCAACAACCUUCAGGCUGGACCCAACUCAGCAGCCUUUGAUGACAAGCUGAGAACCCUCUUUGGGGUCUAA